Ostreococcus lucimarinus CCE9901 is the source of this 1058-nucleotide messenger RNA. RefSeq lists its product with no specific name. The transcript has a single exon. Bases 113 to 1051 code for a protein of 312 amino acids. Lineage: Eukaryota; Viridiplantae; Chlorophyta; Mamiellophyceae; Mamiellales; Bathycoccaceae. The record is from RefSeq and is a predicted model, not a curated record.
CGCGACGACGAUGCGCGCGACGACGGCGACGACGACGGCGACGCGCGCGCGCCGCGCGGUGCGCGCGGACGCGACGCGACGCGAGCGCGCGACGACGAUUCGAGCGACGACGAUGCGCGCGCGAUCUUGCCGCGCGACGACGUCGAGGACGCGCGGUCGCACCGCGCGCGCGCGGGCGGCGACGACGAACGGGGACGCGCAAAACGUGGCGUUCGACGCGGCGGCGAUCGGACGAUGGGCGGCGCGCGCGCGGGAGGCGCCGUGGGACGCGCGGGGCGCGGGGUGGCGGGAAUUCUUCGCGGCGAAGCCGAUCGGCGCGGUGGUGGAGGUGGAUAACGCGCGGGAGACGAUAUCGGCGAAGGAGGUGGAGAGUCACGGGUUGAAUUGGCCGACGUGUCGCGCGGAGGCGGUGGAGCGAGCGCGGGUGAACACGGUGCGGUUUAGGCAAAAUUACGCGCAGAUUGCGUGCGCGGCGACGCUGUUGGGAUCGGAGUGCGCGGCGUUCGCGAUGGCGUUGGUGUCGUUUUACGCGUACUUGGCGCUGAGGAGCGAUAGGAUUCUCGGUGAGUUAUCGUUGGCGACGAAGGAUGCGCUGAAAUGGAACGACGCGGUCGUGGCGGGGGUGAGUCGGUCAAAGUUGAAGUCGACGACGCUCGGCGUCGCCGUCGUGUUGUUUUUGCUCUCCGACGCCACGGCGAACACGUACGCCAUCAUGCGAUCGGUGGCCUGGACGGCGGCGAUCGCGCUCUUGCACGCAAUUUUGCGACCGAUCGAUCUCAAAGGCACGCUGGCGGACAUCGUGAAAGAUUUUCGCGCGGCGAAGAGCAAGGAGGAUUUACGAGGCGCCGCGCGCUCUGGCUUGAAAUCGAUGAAGGCGUGGAUUUCCGAAAAGGCGAAACCGGUGGAGGCGACGCCGAUCUUUGUCGUGGAGAAGGGCGAGAAGAAGCGGUCGGACGGUGCCGACGCGACGCCCGCGCGCAGGAGCGAGGACGCGAACGGCGCGAUCGACGUCGACGCGCGCGAAGCGGAGGAUACAAAGUAUCUGCCGUGACGCGCGC